Messenger RNA from Marmota flaviventris (yellow-bellied marmot), 1282 nucleotides. It is a transcript of the gene Kcnrg, whose product is annotated as potassium channel regulator. The record is from RefSeq and is a predicted model, not a curated record. Gene Ontology annotation, molecular function: protein binding. Lineage: Eukaryota; Metazoa; Chordata; Mammalia; Rodentia; Sciuridae. Gene Ontology annotation, cellular component: endoplasmic reticulum. Gene Ontology annotation, biological process: negative regulation of delayed rectifier potassium channel activity; protein homooligomerization.
GCCAAUAUCCCAAGAAGUUUUAAAAAUCAAACAUAGGAAAGGGAUCUAAUUGACAUCAAUUCUCAGAUAUAGUGUCAGUUUUCCUUAAACUAUUCAGUUUCAUGUGUUAGUUUUCCCUUUUGUGUACUGCAAAGUUCCCAAGCAACUCAAAUUUGCAAACACACAACUAUGGAUACAAUAUUUGUUUUACAACAGUUACCCAGGGAUCUAGGUUUCUGUGUUUUGUUAUUCUUCCUACCUCUUUUGUUUCUUAAUCAUAUAUAACAACAUUUAGGGUAAUAGUUUGGUUUACAAGUCUUUUAAGUCUGUGCUGAUGGCCUGUAGCCUCCAGUUUGAAACUAGAGAAGAAUGAGUAGUCAGGAACUGGUCACUUUGAAUGUGGGAGGGAAGAUAUUCACAACAAGGCUUUCUACUAUAAAGCAGUUUCCUGCUUCUCGGUUGGCACGAAUGUUAGAUGGCAAAGACCAAGAAUUUAAGAUGGUUGGUAGCCAGAUUUUUGUGGACAGAGAUGGUGUUUUAUUUAGUUUCAUCUUAGAUUUUUUGAGAACUCACCAACUUUUAUUACCCACUGACUUUUCAGACUAUCUUAGGCUUCAGAGAGAGGCUCUUUUCUAUGAACUUGAUUCUCUGGUUGAUCUCUUAAACCAACACAUUCUAGAGCCAAGACCUGCUUUCCUCGAGGUGCAUUUCCUAAAUCGAAACAUGCAAGCCUUUUUCAGAGUGUUUGGCUCUUGCAGCAAAACAAUUGAGAUGCUAACUGGGAGAAUUACAGUGUUUAUAGAGCAGCCAGCAGCACCCACCUGGAGUAGUAACUCUUUCCCCCCUCAGAUGACCUUACUUCCACUGCCUCCACAAAGACCUUCUUACCACGACCUGGUUUUCUACUGUGGCUCUGACAGCACUACUGAUAAUCAAAUUGGAGUCAGGUAUGUUUCUAUAAAACCUGAUAACCGAAAAUUGGCCAAUGGAACAAAUGUCCUCGGCUUACUAAUUGACAUUUUGCUAAAGGAAGGCUUUCAUCUGGUCAGCACAAGAACAGUAUCUUCAGAAGACAAAAGUGAAUGCUAUAGCUUUGAAAGAAUAAAACCCCUUGAAGUCCUCACCAUGAAUUCAACACCAAAACUGGAGGCAGAACAGUCUCAGAAAAAGAAAUGAAGUUGCCAUUAUCCUGUUUGGAAAUGCCAAUGCUGGGGCAUCUCUGUCAGUCAAAUCUGUACUUAGCCUUUUUUUUAAGUACUUAUAAAUUCUUUUUUUUUUUUUUUAAAUACUUUUUAAAGUUAUA